Molecule: messenger RNA, 1860 nt
Organism: Knipowitschia caucasica
Lineage: Eukaryota; Metazoa; Chordata; Actinopteri; Gobiiformes; Gobiidae
Source: the annotation of a GenBank genome assembly
AUGUCUGGCUCGCAGGAGUGGAUCCACAACCCGCUGGGUGUAGUAGAGGCGAUGUUUGGUGACAGCCAAAACAAUCCAGACUCAAAAUGGGAGGCUAAAGCUCUUGGUUUCUUCAGUGAGCAGCUCAAAGAGAAAGAAGCCCAAACCUCGAUCCCAUCCCUGAACGAUGUCCCGCUGCAUUACCUGAAGCCAAACAGCCUGGUUAAGUUCCGCUGUAUGAUCCAGGACAUGUUCGAUCCAGAGUUUUACAUGGGAGUAUAUGAGACCACCGACCCGUCAACAAAAGCAAAGGUUUUAAAAUGUGGCAAGUACAGAGACGUGGCCGACUCCGGAAUCGAUUUUAACUCGGACAACAUGGUGACCCUCGAGAGACAGCCUUUCUACUGUGUGCCUGUCCCCGGGGAAAACGCAUGGGUCAAAGACUGUUACACCGGCUCCAGUCAGGUGCGCGUCCUUCCCUCCACAUCUUACGCUCCGACGCGACAGAAACGCAGCUACGAGGAGGACGAGGGCGAGGCCAUGGACACACAGCAAACUGGUCCUCAGACUGAAAAUUACAGAAACGGCGACUUUAAACGACAAGAGACAGAAGCUCCUUCAAACCACUCGUCGACCCCAGCGCCUCUCGACCUGAACUUCCCUUUACCCGGAGAGAAGGGCCCCUCCUGCCUCGUCAAAGUUUAUGAAGACUGGGAGAAGUACAAAGUGAAUGACGUCAUAGAAGUGUUUGGAGUCCUGUCCGUCAGCCCGGCUCUGAGCGCUUUGGAGAAAGAAGGCUCCUCCCUCCUGGACCCCGCGGACGCCAUGGAGACGGUGGAGGAGCAGCGCGUACACUGCCCCCCCGCCUCGCUCGUCCCUCGGCUGCACGUGCUCCACGCUAAAGCCCUGCAACACAACAACCCUCUGCUGCCCCCUGCCCCCGUGGAGAGCAACAGCACCUUCUUGUCCUCGUCGGUGGCUGACUUCCCUUCGGUUCGUGCCGAGCUGUUGACGUAUUUUACUCACGUUCUGUUGGGCGACGCUCUGGCCGCAGAGUUCCUCAUCCUUCACCUCAUCUCCACCGUUUACGCUCGACGAGACGUUUUGCCGUUGGGGAAGUUCACCCUGAAUCUCAGCGGAGUUCCGGCUUCUUACACCGAGAGACUGUAUCAGAUCAUUCAGCAACUGGUGCCAUCCUCGUACUACCUUCCCAUGAGCCUCCAGAACAUGAACCAGAUGCGGCUGGUUCCUAAGAAGGACUACACGGCCAACCGGCUGCUGAGCGGAGCGCUGCAGCUGUCCAAGAACACCACACUCUUUCUGGACGAGACGCGGCUGCAGCAGGGGCAGCUGGACACCACAGGUGUGAGGAACGUGACCGCGCUCGGGAACCUGAUCUCGUGGCAGAAGGUUGAUUAUGACUUUAACUACCACCAGAUGGAGUUUCCCUGCAAUAUUAAUGUGCUCAUCUCCUCCGAGGGACGAUCUCUGCUGCCGUCGGACUGCCAGGUGCCCCUCCGGCCACAGCUGCCUCCCUCUCAGCUGGACGAGUAUCUGAGCGGACUUCACGUUCCACAGACAAACUCGCCGCAGACAAACCGCUUCAGGAGUUAUCUGAGUCUGGCCCAGCUGCUCCCCUACAACAUCUCUGAGGAAAUGACUAAGUGGGUGGAGGACGACUUCGUGGACAUGAGGAAGGACGAUCCCCAGAGCAUCUCGGCUGAAGACCUGCACCGGCUGCUGGUGGUGGCGCGGCUGCUGGCUGUGUCGGAGGGAGAAUCGGCUCUAUCCCGGGAGUCGUGGUCUAAAGCUAAACACCUGGAGGCGCUGAGGAGGAGCCGCACGGAGCAGAUGACCAGUGUGAACGGGAACGAGCCCUGA